GCGCAGCAUGGCUGUGGUCAUCCGCUUGCAAGGUCUCCCGAUUGUGGCGGGGACCAUGGACAUUCGCCACUUCUUCUCUGGAUUGACCAUUCCUGAUGGGGGCGUGCAUAUUGUAGGGGGUGAACUGGAUGGCUCAGUGUGUGACUAAGGUGGAAUUGUCCAUAUCCUGUGAGAAUCUCAUUGACAAAGAUGUUGGUUCAAAAUCUGACCCUCUGUGUGUCUUACUCCAAAAUGUGGGAGGUGAUCAAUGGGCAGAGUUGGAUCGAACUGAAAAGAUAAAGAACUGCCAGAAGCCUGAAUUCUCCAAGAAGCUGCUCAUUGAUUAUUACUUUGAGAAAGUGCAGAAGCUGAAGUUUGGCGUAUAUGAUAUCGAUAACAAGUCCUAUGACUUAAAUGAUGAUGAUUACCUUGGAGGGGUUGAGUGUACACUGGGACAGAUUGUUUCCAGUAAAACACUCACUCGGCCUUUGGAGUUGAAGAAAGGAAAGCCAGCAGGAAAAGGCACCAUUACGAUUUCUGCAGAAGAGAUUAAAGACACAAGAAUUGUCAGUCUAGAGAUUGAAGCACAGAACUUAGACAAAAAGGAUUUUUUGGGCAAAUCGGAUCCGUUUCUGGAAUUUUACAAGCCGAGUGAUGGUGGAAAAUGGCAACUGGUCUACAGAUCAGAGGUGAUUAAGAACAAUUUAAAUCCAUGCUGGAGGAAGUUUAGUGUUCCCUUGCAAACGUUCUGUGGAGGAGACUUCAAUAAACCAAUCAAGGUACAUUGUACAGAUUAUGAUAGUGAUGGGUCACAUGAUUUGAUAGGCAGUUUUGAAACUAACCUGUCUCAGCUGCAGAAAGCAGGUGGCAGCUCUCCGGUGGAAUUUGAAUGCAUUCACCCUGGGAAGAAACAAAAGAAAAAGAGCUACAAAAACUCUGGAAUUGUUAGGAUAAAAUCCUGCAAGAUUGAAACUGAAUACUCUUUCCUGGAUUACGUCAUGGGAGGCUGCCAGAUUAACUUCACAGUGGGUAUAGACUUCACUGGCUCCAAUGGAGAUCCAAAGUCACCAGAUUCUCUUCACUACAUCAGUCCAAAUGGGAUAAAUGAAUACCUGACUGCCAUCUGGAGUGUGGGGAAUGUGGUCCAGGAUUAUGACACAGAUAAGCUGUUUCCUGCGUUUGGGUUUGGAGCUCAGGUUCCUCCAAACUGGCAGGUGUCUCAUGAAUUUGCCUUGAACUUUAACCCAAACAACCCCUAUUGUCAGGGAAUCCAAGGAAUUGUGGAUGCUUAUCGCCAGGCACUGCCCCAGGUCCGACUCUAUGGGCCAACAAAUUUCUCUCCUAUUAUAAACCACGUGGCAAGGUUUGCAGCUCAGUCAGCACAGCAAGGAACAGCUGCUCAAUACUUUGUACUACUGAUCAUCACAGAUGGUGAGAUCACUGAUCUGGAUCAAACCAGGCAAGCUAUUGUUAAUGCCUCCAAACUGCCUAUGUCUGUUAUUAUCGUUGGAGUUGGCAAUGCUGAUUUCAAAGCCAUGGAAUUCCUCGAUGGGGACGACGGCGUAUUAAAGUCCUUGACAGGGGAGCCAGCUGUACGAGACAUUGUCCAGUUUGUGCCUUUCAGACAGUUCCUCAAUGCUCCUCGGGAGGCUCUUUCCCAGACAGUCCUGGCUGAAGUUCCGAAGCAGCUGGUGUCCUAUUACAAGAUGCAGGGCUGGGCUCCUGUGAAGCUACCUGGAGCAAAGCAAGAGUAGAGGAGAGGAUACCUGCCGUGCACAUCUCCAAAGAAACAGGAAGAGCAUCUCUGCUUAUGUAUCAAUCGUAUUCAGAUUCUGUCGCACAUCAUUUAUUGCCCAGCACCUCUGAAAUGGAUCACUCUCGGUUCUCUGAUUUACACACCAUGUAUCUCUAGUUUCUGCUGAAUGUUAGAAAUGAAACAUUAUUUACAGAGAUGCUACACAGAAAGUCAGGGCUGACUCCAGGUUUUUUGCCUCCCCAAGCAAAAAAAAAAAGGGGGGGGGGGUGCGGAGUGCUGCUGCCGAAGCACCAAAAAAAAAAAAAAAAGCUGGAAUGCUGCCACUUGACAAGGGCCUCCCCAAGCACAUGCUUGGAAUCCUGGUGCCUAGAGCCAGCCCUGAUUGGAGUGAUGUAUUAUGUAGAUGUAGAUGUAAUUAUAAGUAGAGGCAAUAAAAACAGCAAACCUGGCCUCCCAAAUUCUGAGAAUUUAUACGUUUGAAUCAGUUACUUCAGUACUUACUACAAUCCUGACUUAUGACUAGAUUUCAAAGCCCACAUGGUGCAUGGAACUGCAGAAAACUGACAACCAAGUAACAUUUUUCCAUGCUGAGUUUAUUGGAAUAUGAGUUAAUUGCUAUCAUGUUUGCCAAUAUAUGUCUUUGAUCAUGCAUUGCUGGACAGAGGGUUUCUAUUCUCUUCCCAAAUCAACUUGAUAGAAACCCUCAUAUAUUGAUUUGCAUCAAAGUCCUCCUGCUGCCUAGAUGGCUCAGAUAAUUUUUGUUGUGCCUUUGUAGAGUGCCAUGCGAUUUUCUAUUAUGUUUUCUUCAUAAAGCAAAUAUAUUUUUUAAACUUCA
This is a messenger RNA of Mauremys reevesii (Reeves's turtle), 2570 nucleotides long. RefSeq names its product copine 1 (gene CPNE1). Bases 129 to 1733 code for a protein of 534 amino acids. Gene Ontology annotation, cellular component: plasma membrane. Gene Ontology annotation, biological process: regulation of canonical NF-kappaB signal transduction; cellular response to calcium ion; positive regulation of tumor necrosis factor-mediated signaling pathway. Gene Ontology annotation, molecular function: calcium-dependent phospholipid binding. The transcript has 16 exons. NCBI's taxonomy places the organism in Eukaryota, Metazoa, Chordata, Testudines, Geoemydidae. The record is from RefSeq and is a predicted model, not a curated record.